Phoenix dactylifera (date palm) is the source of this 3351-nucleotide messenger RNA. RefSeq names its product ATP-dependent Clp protease ATP-binding subunit ClpA homolog CD4A, chloroplastic-like. The record is from RefSeq and is a predicted model, not a curated record. Gene Ontology annotation, cellular component: cytoplasm. NCBI's taxonomy places the organism in Eukaryota, Viridiplantae, Streptophyta, Magnoliopsida, Arecales, Arecaceae. Gene Ontology annotation, molecular function: ATP hydrolysis activity; ATP binding; protein binding. Gene Ontology annotation, biological process: cellular response to heat.
CUGGCGUUGUACUUCUCGCCUCUCUCUUUUUUUAUUCCAACCCCCCUUCCCCCUCCUCCGCUUUAUAUAAAGUAAGAAUAGCCUACCCCUUCUCAUACAUUGCCCGCUUGUCUCUCUUCUCCCGAUCCGAAUCUUUGGUAUUAGGGUUUUGUCUUGGCCUUUGCCCCAUUUCCCAGGGUGUGACCUAUAUACAUCUAAACUUAUUUCUCUUUGCUGGGAGUCAUGGCUGGAACUCUAGUAAAGUCGGCUACUUUCCCUGCUGUUACGAGUAGAGCCCACAUCCAGAUCCAAGGCUCUAGGAGGCCAAGCAGGUUAUCCCUAAUGAUGUGUAAUGUGAGAGUAUCUCCUCUAAGAAUGCAUGGGUUUACAGGACUGCGACAAUUAAAUGCCUUGGAUUUUCCAUACAAAUCUGGAAAAGACUUUCAUUCUUUGAUAUCAGCUUUAAAUCCUGCCUCUCGAGGGAGGGCCAAACGAGUAGUUCCUAAAGCUAUGUUUGAGCGAUUCACAGAGAAGGCUAUUAAAGUGAUCAUGCUUGCACAGGAAGAAGCUAGACGUUUAGGCCACAAUUUUGUUGGUACAGAGCAGAUUUUGUUGGGUCUUAUUGGUGAAGGAACUGGUAUAGCUGCAAAAGUUUUGAAAUCCUUGGGAAUCAGUCUUAAGGAUGCCCGCAUUGAAGUGGAGAAGAUUAUUGGAAGAGGCAGUGGCUUUGUUGCUGUUGAGAUACCUUUUACACCGCGUGCCAAGCGUGUCUUGGAACUUUCGCUAGAGGAAGCCCGGCAACUUGGUCACAAUUACAUAGGAACUGAGCACUUACUUCUGGGUUUGCUUCGUGAGGGUGAAGGUGUAGCUGCUCGUGUACUUGAGAGUUUUGGUGCUGACCCAAGCAAUAUUCGUACACAGGUCAUUCGUAUGGUUGGUGAAAGCACAGAAGCUGUUGGUGCAGGGGUUGGAGGAGCAAGCAGUGGCAGUAAGAUGCCUACGCUUGAGGAGUAUGGCACUAAUCUGACAAAGUUGGCACAGGAGGGUAGACUAGAUCCUGUUGUUGGGAGGCAGCAACAGAUAGAGCGCGUUACACAGAUCCUAGGCAGGCGGACCAAGAAUAAUCCUUGUCUUAUUGGAGAGCCUGGUGUUGGAAAAACAGCAAUUGCUGAGGGACUCGCUCAACGUAUUGCAAAUGGUGAUGUUCCAGAAACAAUUGAAGGAAAGAAGGUGAUUACCCUUGAUAUGGGUCUUCUUGUUGCUGGCACAAAGUAUCGCGGAGAGUUUGAAGAGAGACUAAAGAGACUGAUGGAAGAAAUAAAAAAAAAUGAUGAUAUAAUACUCUUCAUCGAUGAGGUCCACACAUUGAUAGGUGCAGGAGCAGCGGAGGGUGCAAUUGAUGCUGCAAACAUUUUAAAACCAGCUCUUGCAAGGGGUGAACUUCAGUGUAUUGGAGCCACAACACUUGACGAAUACAGGAAGCAUGUAGAGAAGGACCCAGCUUUAGAAAGAAGAUUCCAGCCAGUAAAGGUUCCAGAGCCAACAGUUGAUGAGUCAAUACAAAUUCUGAAAGGAUUACGUGAAAGAUAUGAGAUCCACCACAAACUUAGUUACACAGAUGAUGCUAUAGUUGCUGCUGCACAAUUGUCACAUCAGUACAUCAGUGACCGCUUCCUCCCUGACAAAGCAAUUGACUUGAUCGAUGAAGCUGGUUCACGUGUUAGGCUUCAUCAUGCACAGCUGCCCGAUGAUGCAAAAGUACUUGACAAGGAGCUUAAGCAAAUUGUAAAAGAGAAAAAUGAUGCUGUUCGUAGUCAAGAAUUUGAGAAGGCUGGGGAGCUACGAGACAGGGAAUUGGAACUGAAGACCCAAAUCUCAGCUCUGAUUGAGAAAACAAAGGAGAGAAAUAAGGCAGAAAGUGAGGCAGGAGAUGGAGGCCCAGUUGUCACAGAAGCAGACAUUCAACAAAUUGUUGCUUCGUGGACUGGGAUCCCUGUGGAGAAAGUCUCAACUGAUGAAUCUGAUCGCCUCCUUAAAAUGGAAGAGACUCUUCACAAACGUGUUAUUGGCCAGGAUGAGGCGGUCAAAGCCAUUAGCCGUGCUAUUCGGCGAGCUCGUGUUGGUCUAAAAAAUCCCAACCGCCCAAUUGCCAGCUUCAUUUUUUCAGGCCCCACUGGUGUUGGGAAAUCAGAACUGGCAAAGACAUUAGCUGCCUACUAUUUUGGCUCUGAGGAAGCUAUGAUUAGACUUGACAUGAGUGAAUUCAUGGAGAGACACACUGUUUCAAAGCUCAUUGGCUCACCACCUGGAUAUGUUGGCUAUACUGAGGGUGGUCAACUGACUGAAGCAAUUCGUCGUCGGCCAUACACUGUUGUCCUUUUUGAUGAGAUAGAGAAGGCCCACCCUGAUGUCUUCAACAUGAUGCUCCAAAUAUUGGAAGAUGGAAGGUUGACAGACAGUAAAGGGCGGACUGUGGAUUUUAAAAACACCCUCUUGAUCAUGACAUCCAAUGUGGGGAGCAGUGUCAUUGAGAAAGGAGGUCGGAGAAUUGGUUUUGAUCUGGACUACGAUGAGAAAGAUAGCAGCUAUAGCCGAAUCAAGAGCCUUGUUACAGAGGAGCUGAAGCAAUACUUUAGACCAGAAUUCUUGAAUAGACUGGAUGAGAUGAUCGUGUUCCGGCAGCUGACGAAGCUGGAGGUGAAGGAGAUUGCAGACAUUAUGUUGAAGGAGGUCUUUGAGAGGAUGAAAGGAAAGGAGAUUGAGCUUCAAGUUACGGAGAGGUUUAAGGACAGGAUAGUGGAGGAAGGUUACAAUCCUAGCUAUGGAGCAAGGCCGCUAAGAAGGGCCAUAAUGCGGCUUCUUGAGGACAGCUUGGCUGAGAAAAUGCUUGCUGGAGAAAUCAAAGAGGGUGAUUCAGCUAUUAUGGAUGUUGAUUCUGAUGGCAAUAUUACAGCUCUUAAUGGCAGGACUGCCUUAUCAAUCCAUCAGAUCUAGCUAUCCUCUUAUGAUAUGUCAACAUCUUCUGCAGUAGUUAAUUUCUUCAGUCUUAUGUUUUAAUUAGACAGUUCCAAAAGCUUUUAAUAGCUGGUAGCUAUGCAGUCAAAUUUCCGAGUUAAAAACUGAAUCCUUUUUGGCUUUUUGCUUGUUUCAACAUACAACCCCAUACUUCUGCUUUAGGUUCAAUUACAAUUGCUGAAAGGAUGAAGCAUAAUGUUAUCAGAAAUGACAAAGGUGAAAAAAGAUUCUUCUGAUUCUCAUUGCAAUUCUUGGAACAUUCAUUUUAUUGUACUAAGACUAGCAACAUUAUUGGUAUAUUAUUAACACUAUAUUCUUGCAUUGAGUUAAUGAGCUUGUUUCAGUGCUUCUGUUGGC